Messenger RNA from Podospora pseudopauciseta, 1341 nucleotides. RefSeq lists its product as uncharacterized. The transcript has a single exon. Lineage: Eukaryota; Fungi; Ascomycota; Sordariomycetes; Sordariales; Podosporaceae. The coding region runs from base 1 to 1341 and encodes 446 amino acids. The record is from RefSeq and is a predicted model, not a curated record.
AUGAUAGACCACCACCUCGGCCAAGAAACAGCACAAAUUUUGUCGUCAUCGUGCUCAUCUGUACUCUUGUCCUCAUCGUCCUACAGGCUGAGUCUCUGCCCGGUAUCGACUACGGUCCCCUCCGCGGUAUCGAUCACCCCCCUUAGUGAUCUUCCGCUCGUAACAACCACAACCACACCACUACCCGCCAAAAUGCUGGAUCCCCUCUACGGCCUCGCCACCCUCUCCUCCUGGACACCCACCUUUGACCCCUCCAGCACCACAAUCAUCACCACCACCACCACCCUCCCCGAGCAGCGGGACCCCUCCAUGCUGGACAACACCAGCAGCAGCUCCGACUGUUACUGGAUCCGGCUCUUCCUCAAAGUAUCCAUCCUCUGCGGCUGGUUCAGCGAGCGAAUCCGGUCCUACGCCCGGUUAUGUCAAGAAGCCUGCCAAGAACACUCUGAAGAGCGCCGCCUCUGGACCCUCAACCCAAACCACCCCUCCUCUUCCCUUAUCCCAAUCCACUCCUCCUCCCUCCUCCGCCCCCUACCCAGAGGAUCCCCAACAACCUUUCCCAAAUUCCGCCUCCUCCCCGCCGAACUCAGACAGCAAAUCUGGGCCGAAGCGCUCCCCAAAUCACGCAUCAUGCUCCUCCAGCUCCCCAAGCAGAACAAUCACAUCUCCAACCUCACAGGCGAUUGGCUGCACAAGUUUUCAUCCCGUCCAAGAAGAGACACCACCACCACCACCACUCGUCUCGCCAGGGGUAGAUCGUUUUCGUCUCGCGAAGGGGAGAAAUACUCCUUCGCCACCACCUCGUCCUCCUACCCCUCUUCCAAAUCCAACAUCUUCACCUGCAGCACCCCUCCCCCGGUACUACUGUCUGUCUGCUCCGAAUCGCGGCUUGCCGCGCUCAAGAGGUAUCGUCUCGGACUUGCUCCACGUGGACACCCCCAGCCGAGGAUCUACGUUGAUCUUUCGACCGACGUCAUUGGUUUGUCGAAUGAGGUCAUGUCGUCAACCUCUGGGAAGAAUUUGAUCAGGCUGACGCCGGAUAUGAGGCUUGUGAGGCAUGUCUGUCUGGCUGGGCAGAACGCGGGGGGGUUCAUGAGCUCGAGGGGGGCGCUGGUGUUGGAUUCGGUGGAGAGCUUGCUGGUGGUGGAGAAUGGGUUGUUUGGGAGCGGGAUGGUGCCUAGGGUUGCGGGGCUGGAUUGGGAGUAUUGGGUUCGGUGGCAGUGUAGGAAGGGGUUGGCGAGGUUUGGGUUUGGGGGGGAGAGGUUUGGGGUGAGGGGGGGGGUUAGUACGAGGGAGACUUGGGAGGGGAAGGGGUUUGGGAUGGGGGUAAGUGGUGAGUAA